This is a messenger RNA of Populus nigra (black poplar), 759 nucleotides long. RefSeq names its product kunitz type trypsin inhibitor 111-like. Lineage: Eukaryota; Viridiplantae; Streptophyta; Magnoliopsida; Malpighiales; Salicaceae. Bases 49 to 648 code for a protein of 199 amino acids. Gene Ontology annotation, molecular function: endopeptidase inhibitor activity. The transcript has a single exon. The record is from RefSeq and is a predicted model, not a curated record.
AAAACAUAGAUCUUAUAGCUGAUUUUUCUUGUGCGAACACUUACAACCAUGACAAGUAUCGGAACUACAUUAAGCUUCGUUUGGCUAACCAUGGCCAUAUGUAGUUUAGCUCAGCCAGCCGAUGACCAGAGCCCUCCAGUGCUCGACACCAGCGGUCAGCCUCUUGAAACCGGUGUUGAAUACUACAUACUUCCUGGUAUAACUGAUAUUGCAGGUGGUUUAACCUUAGUCAACCGGAACGGAAUUAGGUGCCCUUUUUACGUUGGCCAGGAACCCCUGGCAAGCGCUGAACCAAAUGGCACUUCAGUCAUCUUCACUCCAUACACUUCUGGAGAGACCAUCAUCAGGGAAUCCAUGGACUUGAGUGUGCAAUUCCAAGCAUUAACUAUUUGUAUCCAGUCUACUGCCUGGAGGGUAGGGGAGGAGGAUCCAGAAACAGGAAGGCGAUUUAUCGUGACAGCAGGAGACAAAUCAUACUUCAGGAUUGACAAUAAUGGAGGCGUCUACAAUUUCUCAUGGUGUCCUACUGAAUCCUGUCCAACUUGUGAUAGGCCAAGGUGUGGAUCUGCUGGCAUUUUGAUAGAGGAUGACAAAAGAUUGCUAGCCUUGGAUGGUCCUGCAUUUCCUUUUGUAUUUACCAGGGCCUAAAUGUUAAUGUCAUCCAUAGGCAUUCCAUAUAAUUAUAUAAUGGAAUAAUGUCACAGAAGGGUGUUGUUUUUCAGCAAUAAAUUAAUAAUAACGGAUGCCUUGAAAACAUUA